AGAAAAUGAAGUCAACCUUAAUUGUAUUCCUGUGCUUAUUGGGAUUCUCAUUCGCCUUCUUGCCUAAUUACUCACCAGAGCAAUUUGUUGAUCCAGAAGUCAACUUUCUUGAAAUGGCUAAUGAAGUAUAUGCUGCAUUUUACAAAGAAGCCUUUGGACUAAACCUUGACAUCACAGUUUGUGGUGAUGACCUUCAAGAAGGUGCUCUCAAGGUAGUUGGCGCACUAAACGGUUAUGCUCAACAGAAGGAACCAUCUGCUUGGAUCGUCAUGACUUUCUUACUAGGUAACGGAAUCUAUGAAAUUGCUAACAGAGUUCAGAACUGUGAGGAAGCCUGGCCUGUAUUUGAGCAAGGACUCAAAAAGUUCGAACCAUACAUGGAGAGUCUCCAGAGAUUGGUCAUGGAUGUUGCCCAAGCUGUUGUUUUGAACCCAUUAGUCUUCUACAAAGACUUGAAGCAUAUCUACCUUGACUUAGAUCCAUCUGGUGUUCUUCCAUACUCAGACAUUGGAGCUACUAGUGGAGAGAUGGCAAGGAUGGUUAUCCACAGUUAAAUUUCUCUUGUUACUAAAUCUUCCAUCAAAUUUAUCUUUUCUAA
Moneuplotes crassus is the source of this 598-nucleotide messenger RNA. Lineage: Eukaryota; Ciliophora; Spirotrichea; Euplotida; Euplotidae. The record is from the annotation of a GenBank genome assembly.